Messenger RNA from Mercenaria mercenaria, 1146 nucleotides. RefSeq lists its product as uncharacterized. The transcript is spliced from 5 exons. Bases 188 to 994 code for a protein of 268 amino acids. Gene Ontology annotation, cellular component: nucleus. Lineage: Eukaryota; Metazoa; Mollusca; Bivalvia; Venerida; Veneridae. The record is from RefSeq and is a predicted model, not a curated record.
GCACCCAAUUGUAUAAAGCUUGGUUAAAUUAACCCUGGGUUAAACUCUAACCUUUGGUUAUCUUUAACCAAAUCUGGUUAGCUAACCAGUUUGGUUAACCAAUUGUAUAAACCAAGAUAACCAAAUGGUUAGUUAACCAAAUUGGUUAAAAUUAACCACUGGUUAAUUUUAACCAAUCCGUCCCGUCAUGCGGUAUUUUGGUGGUUCCGGUGACGUUAUUUUCGCGGAAUUUGUCAAAGCAGAAGACAAAACAAAAAACAUGGAACCUCCAGCCUCCAAGAAACCUAGAGUCAGGGCCAAAAACUUUUCUAUGUCGGAGGUGGAGGUGUUAAAGACCGCAGUUACAGAUAACUUCAGUACAAUUUCAGCAAAACACUGCAAUGGAACAGGUGGAAUCACAAAGAAAAUUCAAGACAAAGCCUGGGCGACCAUCUGUGAAAAGGUAAACAGUGUCGGAAAUGCGAAGCGGUCCGUCGCUGAAGUGAAGGAAAAGUGGCGUAACCUCACUAAAAAGGCAAAAACUGAGACCACCAUGCAGAAAGUGUCCAUGCAGAAAACCGGGGGUGGACCACCAGCACCAUUGCCUGAUCCACUCCUGGAUGAUAUUGCUGGAUUGUUCUGUUCUUCAGCCUCCUUUCACGGGAUACCAGGAGCUACUGACUGUGAAACUGUCACGAUAAGUUUACGUCUAGAUGAAGAGGAUGCAUAUGCAGAUGAAAUUCCUAGUAUGGUUAUUAAUGCUGAAGAGUUGCAGAAAGUAGAUGAAAUAUCAUCAGCAGCAAAGUCAGCAGCACCAAUUCAAGGCAGCAGGGCUUCAGCAGCACCAUGUCCAAGCAGCAGUACUUCAGAUAGAGGCCACAGAAAAGUCUUAAAGAGCUACAAAUGGAGUUCUACACAGUCUCUAUACAAAAUGAGAGGGAAAAGUUCAAACUCAUACAAGAACAGACAGCCUUAUGCAGAGAACUUAGAGAGAACAUUCCGAAGUUGUCCUUAGUUUUGGAUGCAUUGUGUACAAAAAAAGAUGAAGAGUGACUUUUAUAUUGACUUGAAUACAUUGUUUACUUGUUUGACAAUUUAAAUUUUAUCUGUACUUGUUUCAGUAUAAGCUGAAGUGCUCAACAUAAAUAAAAAUCUGCUGUAAUCAGA